UUAAUCAGGAAUACGACAUUUCAGGGACACUAUACCUAUUUUGAAUUACCCUGUAUAAACGGUUCGGAAGCCCGCUGUACCACAGUAGGAGAUUUUAUACGAGAUCGAGAACUAAACCUCAGAGUUUCAGUCGCCACCGUCGGAGUGAGUCGAUUUCAUCGGUGUUUUCAACACAGUGUUAGAAGAAUGAAUUAGUACGUUCCUCUGAGUAUAUCGUGCAAGAAACAGUGUAACGUGUAAGUACCAAUGAGCUAUCAUAUAUUGCAUACAUUUUUCCACAUUUAAUUGUAUUUUUUUCAAACUGUUUUAGCAAUCGUCGUUACAUGCCGUAUGUUCCUCAAAGUAGUUAUACGCCAUCCAUUCCUCAAAGUUAUACACCAUCCGUUUCUCGAGAUAAAACUGUUUCGUGCAAAAAACACCAUGAUGCGUAAGUACCAUGAAAUUAUCGUAUAUUCGUUCAUACUGUUCAUCAUUUGAUUGUAAUUAUUUUUACUUUAUGUAUUCUUUCAGUUCCGAUAAACCUUGCUACACGCCUCGUAACAUGAGCAGGAGAUUCGCCCUGACAUCCACUGCAUACAAAUACUUGGAUGUUGGAAUCUGCGUGGUAUCUGGUGCAUCCUAUGUGGAAAUCAUUCUCGGCGACAAUCGCGGAAAUCGGAUGGCGUUAGAUUAUUCAAUGUGGACGGAAUUGAACAAGAAACGCGUAGAAAUUGAGCAGCUCUUGAAAACAGCAGAUGCGUCAUUGUCAUCAUCAUCGAUGCAUAUUAACGAUUUAGUUUUAGAACUCGUCACAAUGUACGGCGGAAAAACUGUAAAGCUAACAUUUAACAAUACUUGCAUGUAUAUGAAAGUACCAACUGUAUUAUUUUUAUUCCAACUCGAACAUUGUGUCGAGCACGUAUAUCGCAUACUGUGUGACAUGUUAAGCGAAAUAGAUCAAAGCUUCGAUCAACUUGUGAGCUGCUUACGUGGCAAUUUGAUCGGUGUCGAAAAAGACGAUGCAGUUAGAAUGCUGCACAACUGGUAUGACAAAUCUUCGACCAUAGAUUGUGAACUAAUAGCAUAUGUCGUAGAUGAAAUUAUUGCUGAGGCUUUUAAACGAGAUGAGAACGAUAAAUUUAUAAUUGAAAAUAAAAAUUUAUUGUUUGACUAACAUUUUUCUUCUGCUU
Messenger RNA from Vollenhovia emeryi, 1169 nucleotides. RefSeq lists its product as uncharacterized. The transcript is spliced from 2 exons. The record is from RefSeq and is a predicted model, not a curated record. Bases 437 to 1153 code for a protein of 238 amino acids. NCBI's taxonomy places the organism in Eukaryota, Metazoa, Arthropoda, Insecta, Hymenoptera, Formicidae.